Molecule: messenger RNA, 4877 nt
Organism: Dreissena polymorpha
Lineage: Eukaryota; Metazoa; Mollusca; Bivalvia; Myida; Dreissenidae
Exons: 2
Coding region: 821-3238 (805 amino acids)
Source: RefSeq, a predicted model, not a curated record
ACUUGCGCACGGACGCAAUCUUUUGUGAAAAGCUUCAGCUUAUUAAAUGGCAAACGAGAUGUGACUUAAAUUUAAUAAAAAACAUGGAUUAAUAUGUGUUGAUUGGAAUCGAGGUUGCAAAUAUGUGCCUUUAAGACGGAUGAGUAAACACGCUGGACAAAUACUUAUUUUCGGGCUAUAAAUAUUGCAAUAUGGGAAAUUAAAUGGAUAUUGCCUGUUUAUUAUGUUAAGGAGACGUAGCACCGGCAUAUUGAAGUGACAUUCCGCGGAUUAGCAUCAGAACAACGGAAAUGUAUGCCAACGGAAAUUGUGAUGCACAGUGUUACAGCGAAUAAUUAAUACCUUAUAAAAGAACACAUGUCACAAACGAAAACGCCGUUUCUGUUUAACCUUUAAUUGACUGUGAUUCUUUAUUCUGAAUAAAACACACGAGCGUAUAUCUGAAUCAAUCAAGGCCGUGUAAGGUGCUUGCUACUAGUAUAUUGUGUUUCGUCAGAUAAACAUCGUGGUCAUUCAAGCGUGAAUAAUAUACUAUGACCUAUCGAAGGAAAUAAUUAGAGUACAUUGACGGAGCCAAGACUGACAAUAAAGUAAAUAACUAUAGACAGCCUGUGGGAGUAUUGAUAGUAUUCAUCGACCAAGAUUUUAUUUAUAAAUUUAACUUCGUAUGACAACGUUGUAUAAAACAUUGCCUUUAACUUAUAGAACGGCAUUGUUCUCGCGUUAAUUGCAAAACUCUAUUACGAAAAUGGUUAUAAAAAAAGUUAAUACCUAUUUAAAAUAAAGCAAAAGAUGAACAAUAGAUGUGUGUUUACAUGAGAUGAUGAUGAUAAGAACACAGAGCGUUGAAAAAACACCGACCAGUGUUGACAAUAAUCAUUUGUUCGAUAAUCAUCUCGGCGGACCAAGUAUCACAAUGAGAGAGGGCCCGGAAGGCGAUGGGUCGGUUACCACCGACAAAAGUGUAGGUAGCGAGGAUGAAGGCACCAAUCACAGUGCGAACAUGAGCAUAGAUCGCUCAAAGGACGAGUCAGAUCUGUCGGAUUACGGCGAGGAAAACACGACCUGUCAGCUCGCCAAUCAGGCAGUUAGAGCGAGACUGUUGAGUAGCGUAGUCAAUUCUGCCACCGUCAACGAUUCUAAGCUUCGCGUCUCUGUGUUCGACCAUCGGUCUAUUCCAAGGAAGUUUAUUAUUCCUAAGACGCUGGAAAGCCGACCGUCGGUGAGCUGUCUCGAUAAAAUCAGCUCCGACGACAUGAAUAAACGGCCGCAAAAUUUGAACGGAUUAAACGUUAAGGAUGGUGAAAACGGUAUUCGUAAAGGUUCGACGUCGUCAUACACGGUGUUGAAAGCGAACCGACGUUUCAAUGGUGAUAGUGGGAGCACCAGCUCCAAAUCUUCGCCUACGAGUCCCCUGGAUUCGGAGAAUGACGUCAGGACUAGUUUCGACGUCUUACUCAGGAACUUAAUUGGUGACGUCAAUGACUUGAAUGUGCAAUCUAACGCCACACCAGUGGCGUUUUCCAGCGGAUACGAAAGUGACUACCCACAAAAUAAGGAUCUCCAGUUUAGUAAAAACAAGUCAGGAAGCAAUAAUAACUUAAAAAGUGAGCACAAUAAAACGGACUGUGUGAAUGUGGAUGUAGCAAAUAACGCCAGAAUUGGAUAUUAUUCAGAACAAUCUAACGGUGUUGCUAACGCAAAGCCGCUGCAAGGAAGCCAUAGUUUCUCAUCAUUGCCAUCAUUCCCCAUUUCACAAUCCGAACCCAGCACGGGCUCUCUAAAACGUCACGACUCAAAGGAAGUGCCCCUGGUGACGCUGGCGUCCAAAGACGUUGAAACGGACCAACAAGGCUUCUCCUACGCACAAAGACACAACUAUAAGUUAACAAAAGUCACACGUUCAAUGUACGAAAUUAUCAAUGAUCUCCAAAACGGCGAAAAGGGUGCUCUGGAAGUCCGAAAACGGGCGCGAAAAGGGCGUCGGUCUUCACAGGAAAUUAACAAUUACGUCGAAAGUGGUAACACGUCUUUCAAGGAAAACAAACCACGUGGGAGGCUGGAAACAGAGAAUGGAUUAACGGGCAACAAAGCGGAGCCUUUGGGCACAAUGAAGAUCUGUGAUUCCACCCCGGCCGCCUUCUCGGGGGCUGUGGUAAGAUGUGUACGUCGCCCGCUGGGCAACGACUUGCCGUUACCCCAGCGCAAUUUCUCGCUGAGUGAGAAUAGUAACAAAUUAACUGGAUCUCUUGCAAACAAGUGCGGUAAUAAGGUCCAGAAUGAUUUGCGAAAUCUUUUAUGUGACACGUCCACUGCGACAUUGUCAAGUGGUGGGAAUAAUGAUCAGUGGCGAGAUUUGAAUAACACGACGGGUGGGCAUAAUACUCUGCUCGAAUCUUCGAGUGCUGCGGACUCCACUUUUAAUCAAACGGGAUUUUCAGUGGCGAAUGAAUCAAACGCGGGCAACAGAAGACCUACUCUCAACCAACAGUUCAACAACCGUAUCAAAGCAGACGACCAUGUUUAUGAAACAAUACCUGGAGACGAGAAACUGUACGAGCAGUGGAAACGCGAGAGAGAAAAUCCGAAAAUCCCUAAAAUACGUCGCUUUACGACCAUUCCCGACCUUCCUGGAACUUUUAUUCCUAAAGAACCUCCCGCCUUACCGGAACGAAAUUAUCUUCAUAAUUCUAUCCAACCGCUGACGAAAGAUCGGGACAGUUAUAUAUGUAUGGGAGAUGUAAAUUCUAAUUUCGCUAAUAAGGAGAACUUAAAUAUCAGCAAACCCAGUGCUAGUUUUAUGAAUCUUCCCACAGAUACUAUUUUAUUCGAGUCGUCGUUCUUCCAAUGUUACCCUCUACCAGACGACAUUUCCCCGCAACGCAACACCGGAAGGACCGACGAGACCUCAGACGGAUAUUGCAGCAUCGACAAUCUAUCCUUACUUCGGGAGCAUAUCCACGAGAAAUCACAUCCGGAAACGCCACCACGGGAAAGGAUCUCGUCUGAAAAUCAAAACUUCUUCCGUCCCAGAAUUGACCUUUUUCUAAGCCCUAUGGCUGCAGACGAACUUAAUGAUUCUGGAACGUUUAGGGAAAAAUUCAGAAAUGAAAUUCCGCGUUUGUUAAGUCGCCAGUUGUCACGUGACGAAGAUCUCGGAUUAACGUUUAGGGCACCAGUGAAUUUCGAGUCUUACCGUGAACAAACCAAGCCGGUUUUCCAGGCAACGUAUGUGUAACAGUGAAACACGGGAUAUACAAGUGUUGAAUUUUACGUCUUUCAACUAGAUAUUAAUUUGUUCGAUUCUAUAUCAAUAGUAAUGAGGUCAUGGGUGCUGAUACAUGCACCUUUGCAUUCAUUUAAUUCAAGUAACUUGCUGCUAUACUAUAAAUCAUGUACCAAUAUAUCAGAACAUGAUAAUUAGACCUGUACAACAGUAUAUAAAUAGGAUGAAUAUACUAUCUAUUCUAAGUAUCCUUACAUAUUUUGUUUAAAUUAUUCAUUACUUUCCUUUUUUUAAAUAAAUUUUGAGCAGGGUUUUUCAUUUUUCGGUCCAUAUGAUAUGUAAUUCAAUGUAGGAAGAUUAACGAAAGUACUUUUUAAAAAAUACGCAAAAUUCAUUUACCAUGAAAUUUAUUGUCGUUAUUUAGGAAAAUGCAAUAACGUAACAAACUAGUUAAAUUUGUUGCAUCUAACAUACUGAUCACUCUAUGAGUAAUUACAAAACUGCCCCAUUAGUCAGUGAUGUAGAAAUACUGCCAUUGUCACAUGUAAUGAUACACGUAUCGCAUUGAUUCCAUACAAAUAUGUUCAUUUGUGGUGCUUGUUAUAUAAAACCCGUUGUAUCCAACGAUCUAUAUUCAUCUGAUCGUGAUCGCUAUCUGCUUAUUACUAAUAUAAAUCCUUCUAUUUGGUAUCUAUAAGCCUAAGACUUGUUAUACAAACGUGUAGAUCAAGCUCGAUAAGUAAACAAUACGUUAAAGGUAAACAAUAUAGUCAUCAACUGCUAUUGAUGUUAUCGUCGUUGUAUUCAUUAAGAAUGUAAACGCUAUUUUGUGCCAUCAUAUUGUAUUUUAUGACUAAUCUAUAAGCAAAAUAACAAUCAUCGAUAUGUAUUUUAAAGUUGUUGGUCUUUUUAUGAAAAAAGAAGAAGUUCAGAAUGCACAUAAAUAAACAUGUACUUCACUAUUUAAUCGUUCCCUAUACCGGGGACCAAUACAUUUGUUUGUAUAGGUCCCUGCUAAUACUACUUACAAGCUUCAUUUAAAAUAAGGGAUUAAUGACAAAAUCGGUAUAAAAACCUUUUUAUGCAACUGUAUUCCUAUUUGAUACCCUGAUUUCUUCUCCCAAUGUGUUAGAAUGCGUUUAAAGAGCCUGCUUUUAAUUUCCCUUCUUCAUGUACCACGCGGAUAUUUAAUUAUGCCAUAGAUUAGCGUAAGAGCAUGGCUGUACAUUCAUUACUUGACGAAUGCUACACUUUUUCAACAAGCAGUGUGUAUUUGGUCAAAGUUAGGAAUGUGAGAACACACUAUGUUAGAUGGAUAGACAUACUGUUUACAUUUUUGUUAGCAGAUAACCUAAACUAUUAUAAAAUCUUCUAACGAUCAUUCUGACCAUGAAGCAAGUCCAUAGGGCUAUAUCUAUUAUCUAGUUUCUUUUUUCCUUGUUUUCUGACUAUUUGUAAAUGAGUUCUUGUAUAAAUCUGAUUUGUAUAUAUGUAUUAUGAAAAUUGUACAUCAUGCAUUUACGUGACGUAGUUUAUAUGUUUAUGGAUUAUUAAGUUCAUGUUAUUUAUUUUAAGGAGUAUCUGCAUUUACGUCAAAUUAUGCAAUAACAUGUUGUUUAUUGAUAUGAUAUUGCAAUACAACGCAACAAAC